Brienomyrus brachyistius is the source of this 2178-nucleotide messenger RNA. RefSeq names its product kelch-like protein 10. Lineage: Eukaryota; Metazoa; Chordata; Actinopteri; Osteoglossiformes; Mormyridae. The record is from RefSeq and is a predicted model, not a curated record. The transcript is spliced from 5 exons. Gene Ontology annotation, molecular function: protein binding. Bases 302 to 2110 code for a protein of 602 amino acids.
GAAGUCACAAAUCAAAUUCCGCUCGUUCACAAGUUCAUAACACAAACACAAAUUUUUUUUUGAUAAACACAGUAUACAUUUUCCAAAAGUGCCAUAUAAAGCGUUGAAUACUGUAUGAUCUUGUACUACUGAUUGUACAAGAUUUUUUCGUCUUCAAUAAAUUCGGCAGCACAAACGUCAUGAACCAAAAAAUACGUAAUUAGAACCUGGUGACGCAAAAACAGUGUGAAGGGGCGGAGCGUGUGUUCUACAAUGUACAGAACGUCAGUUGCUGGCUAUUUAAAAAAAAUAACCAAGAGGAAUGGACGUGCCUUCCACUUCUGAGAAAAUGAAGAGAUAUAACAGGAAAGGGGACAUGAUGCCCCCUACCUAUGACAUUUUCAAUCAGCUGCGGCUGGCAGGAGAGCACUGUGAUGUGAUCCUUCAGACCGAUGGCAUUGAUUUCAAAGCCCACAAAAUAAUUCUGUGUGGUGCCAGCUCCUAUUUCCAAGCUCUGUUCUCCAGUUGCUGGACUGUCCCAGAAGAGUGCCGGUACAAAAUCCACGGCAUUUCUCCAGAGAUGAUGAGCUUGAUCCUGGAGUAUGUCUACACAUACUCUGUGCUCAUCACGCUGGACAACGUCGAGAGUUUGCUGGCAGCUGCUGAUCAUCUGAACAUAAUCAGCCUUGUUCAGUGCUGCAGCGACUUUCUGGAGGGCCAGCUCUGCCUGGAGAAUUGCAUUGGCAUUUUUAAUAUUACCGAUGUCUACUGCUGUGCUGAGCUGCAUCAAACCACAUACCACUUCCUCCUGCAACACUUCACGGAGGUCGCCAGGACCUCAAUGGAAUUUCUGGAGCUCACCCUUUCCCAGCUCUGUACUAUCCUGGAAAAGGAUGAACUUAAUGUCAGGCAGGAGGAUGUGGUGUUCGAUGCCAUACUUCGCUGGAUCAUGUAUGAUCCUGCCAACCGCAAGGCACAUAUUGCUGUCUUGUUGUCAAAGGUGCGGUUGGCUCGUAUGGAGGCAGAUUACUUCAUGAGGGUUGUGCAGAAUAAUGAGUUUGUAAGGAAUAGUGAGGAGUGCAAGCCCAUUAUUGUCAGCACCAUUGAGGCCAUAUAUGACCUCGAUGUUAAUGCUCCUCAGUAUUCUGCCUUUCAAAACUCGCUGACCCGCCCACGCCUCCCCUCUGAUAUCUUAUUAGCCAUUGGUGGCUGGAGUGACUCCCCGACCAACAGGAUCGAAGCCUAUGACACCCGGGCCGAUCGCUGGGUGGAAGUGUCACCAGAGGGGCUGGGCCCCCGGGCCUACCAUGGCACCGCAUGCCUAAAGGGUUUUGUGUACUGUGUCGGGGGUUAUGACGGCACAUCCGCCUUAAACACCGUGUGCAAGUUCGACCCCGUCUCAAGGACUUGGCACCAGGUGGCCCCCAUGCACUCGCGCCGCUGCUAUGUCAGCGUGGCUGUGCUCAAUGGCUACAUGUAUGCGAUGGGGGGCUUUGACGGCCUCGGGCGCCUGAACACAGUGGAACGGUAUGACCCUGAAUCCAACAGGUGGACCCUUAUCCAACCAAUGAACAACAGAAGGAGCGAUGCCUGUGCCACCACACUUCAUGGGAAGGUGUACAUCUGUGGGGGCUACAAUGGGAUUCAGUAUUUGUCUACCGCUGAGUGCUAUGACCCACGGACCAACCACUGGACCCCAAUUGCGCCAAUGAGAGUUCCCCGAUGUAGUCUUGGAGUCAUAGCCUACAAUGACAAAAUCUAUGCAGUGGGCGGUUCUAAUGGGUCCACCUGCUUCCGGAGCGUGGAGGCGUAUGACCCGCUGACGAACCGCUGGUGUGCUGUGGCUCCCAUGUUGAACCCGCACCAGUGUUUGGGCAUCGAGGUGGUGGACGACCUUUUGUUUGUGGUGGGUGGCUUUGAUGGACUGGAAAAAACUUGUAUAGUGGAGUGCUACGAUGGGAAGACAGGCAGCUGGUACCGCGCCCAGGACAUGGCCAUAUCCCGCAGUGCCGUCCGCUGCUGCAUAGUGCCUGCACUCCCCAGCAUCACAGAGUAUGCUGCCCCACGUGAGCCCUUGGUCGUCGCCCAGGAUAUAACGCCAUCCACCUCCAACGACCUGCCCAAUGGGUGACCUGCACUGCAGCAGCUCCUCCCACCCCCAAAUCCAUCCCCUGAAAUAAAAAUAUAAAAAAACAUCAA